Molecule: messenger RNA, 2205 nt
Organism: Musa acuminata AAA Group (dessert banana)
Lineage: Eukaryota; Viridiplantae; Streptophyta; Magnoliopsida; Zingiberales; Musaceae
Exons: 6
Coding region: 219-1565 (448 amino acids)
Biological process (GO): transmembrane transport
Molecular function (GO): transmembrane transporter activity
Source: RefSeq, a predicted model, not a curated record
CACGUCACCGUCCGGUGACAAUUCCCAGUGCCAAAAGUUGGAACCCCCACGAGACUUUGUGCGUCGCUUCCAAUACUCCCUCUGCCUUCUCCCGGUCAUGCGUUGAUUUGGUCCUCCCUCUUUCUCUCUCAUUCUAAUCUUCGGUGGCCGCCAGCGGUUACUCUGCUUCCGACUCUCUCUCUCUCUCUCUCUCUCUCUCUCUCUCUCUUUCUCAGAGGAUGAGCCUCAGAGACCCGCAGCAGCGGCAGCAGACGGUCUUCUCCGGCGCCGAUCUCUCCUCCUCCGCCUCGAUUGACGAUGAGGAAGACGAGAACGGAGGUAGCAGCAGCAACGGGAGCGACGCCUCGCUGCCGUCGGCCCCGGCGCCAAGGCCGGCAGCGGAGCAGGCGAGGCGCUGGCGGGACGUGUUCUGGCUCGGCGUGUUUGUCCUCCACCUGCUCGCUCUCGGCGUCGGGCUCACCAUCCUUGGUAUUAACCGCUUCAGCCGCGCCGACCGGCUCAACAUCGACCGGUUCACCAACAUCACCGGCAGGAUUAACUCUAGCCAGGCUGCCUUUUUCGAGCAGCAGCCGGUGGAGCUUACGGAGACCUAUUGGCCGUUCUAUGGGGUGGCUGGUGGGGCGGCGGUGCUCUUGGCGUGGGCGUGGCUGUCGCUGUUGGGGAGUCGAGCGAGCCAGAUGAUGAAGGUGUCGAUCCACGGGCUCACUACCUAUCUUGCUGUGAUCAGCGUCUUGUGCUUCUGGACCGAACACUUUUUCUGGGGCGUGGCCUUCGCCGUCGGGGCGGCACUGCAGUUCUUGUAUGUCAUGUCGGUGUUGGAUAGGUUUCCUUUCACAAUGCUAGUGUUGCAAAAGGCUGUCAAAAUGGUCUGGGACCUUCCUGAAGUUAUGCAUGUAGCCUAUGCUUUUAUGAUAAUUAUGCUUUGUUGGAUGGCAUUAUGGUCAUUUGGAAUAUCUGGGGUUAUUGCUUCAAGCAUGGAUGAUAGUGGACGCUGGUGGCUCCUUGUGGUUUUUUCUGUCAGUUUAUUUUGGACUGGUGCUGUCUUUUGCAACACAGUUCAUGUUAUUGUGUCUGGCAUGGUCUUCCUUGUUCUCAUGCAUGGUAGCAGAAGUGCAGCAUCAAUGCCUGCAAAACCACUUUUGAAGUCCCUUCGUUACGCUGUAACAACUUCUUUUGGUAGCAUUUGCUAUGGUUCACUUUUUACAGCUGCCAUCCGUACAUUGCGAUGGGAGAUUCGGGGAUUUCGCUCAAAGAUUGGCAGCAACGAGUGUCUUCUUUGCUGUGUUGAUUUCUUGUUUCACCUAGUGGAGACUCUAGUCCGUUUCUUCAACAAGUAUGCUUAUGUCGAGGGCCUUAUGCUAGAAUCAUGUAAGGACUUUUCCUUGGAAAAAGAAGGGAAAGAAGACUUCAUUUUGUUGUUGGAAUUUUCACCUCAUGAAAAACAGAGGGGCAAAGUGUUCAAGUUACCUUCAUUCUUAAAAGGUCAAAACAUGGAUCUUAUUUUUUUUGAUUUCUCAGUGAACAAGCCACAUUUGCACAAAUAUGCAAGUUUGUCAGAUUCCUAGACUUUCCUUUUCAAUGAAAGAACAAAGAACACAUUUCCAAGGAAAACCAGUUGUGUUCAUGUCUUGUACCGAACUUGUGAUGCUGUUUGGCAGUAGUGCUCAGAUUCCAUGUCCUUAUCUCAUGGUUUUAUAUAUUUGUAAGACUUGAGGCGGUUAUCCUUUAAUAACUAUUUGUUUGAAGGUGAUGUUAUAUUCUAGGAGCUUAAGAGAGGUCAUUAUAAUUUUUUUGGUAUUUUAGCAACUUAAAAGAAGGGUUUUUACGGAGCACACCUGCUCCAUAUCUCAUACAUGGACUUGUCUGAUUUAAGUUCCUUCUUUCUAUCCUGAAUAAACUUUCUUCUUACUACAUCACAUGAUUGCCAUACUUUCUUGGGGAUUGAUCAAUCCUGCCUCUCCAUCGAGGAGGAUGUUCACUUAGCACAGGUUUAAGCUAUAUAGCACAAUUCAUAUAUCAUGUUUCUUUGUCUGAUUAUCCUUUUCUAAAACUCGUGGAAGUCACAUCACAAACUUAGUGGUCAGCUGGCUUAAUAUAUUGAUAAUUUCUCUGAAUCUAAUAGUGGAAGAGACCAAUGAAGACCUGUUUCUUGUGCCCGAAAACUUGUGUCGUAACAAGUCAUCCUAGUAAAGCUUUUUACCUGUG